AUGUCCGCCUCCUCCGCAGCGCCCGACAUUGAGCUCUGUCAAUUGUCUCUGAUUGGCUCAAGGUUGGAGCUCCGCGCGGAAUUGACUGUCCAGCAGGCAUGGGAUACGAUAGCAUUCAUGCGGCAAGGCUAUCCUCCUCACUCGCAGGAUUUGGCAAACACCUAUCGCGCAAGUCUGUGUGGAUCUACCAUUCGGCUGGAAUCCCAAUUGACAGCGAAAGAAGCUUCAGCGCUCGUUUUGCACCUUGGCCGUACACUCCUGGCACCGCUGCUGACGCGCGACUCGAGCACCGACGUGCCACUGGUGAGUGGACUUGAAUUUUCCACCUGUGCCGCACCGAUCAUGCUGAGGCUUGCGCGGACUUGAGAACACCACCAGGUCAACGCGUUUCAUGAUUGCGAGACACCUCGCUCGCUUGCACUAUCUCCGCUAUCGGAAGGACGUUUGGACGUAGCUGUCGCGGACGACGCGCUCGAAGUAGUCGGACAUGAGCACACAAGUACGGACCCGCUUGCCGCUACGCAAAGGAACGCUUCGAUCCACUCUUUGCCAUCACGACUUGAGCCUAAGGACACUGCAUCAAGCGCGUUGAGACCUUCGGCAAGCUUGCGAGAAGCUAGCAGAGUGGCUUUUGCUCUACAUGAGCAGAGGCAAGCGAGGGAAGAGAGAGAGCGUACGCCGUCCAUCCGCAACACGCUCUCACCCACCUUCUCUUCCAACCUGUCUGCUGUUGCAUCUCACGAGGCAGGCCGUACGGAAGGCCACCGCUCUCCCGUGCCUUUCGGGAAUGGAAGCAGGCUGUCACGAUCGACCGCUUCGGGAAGGUCGACUUUUGGCUUCAGUAGCCCGAAUCAGCCAUCAUCUUCGAGGCUUUUGCACCGCCUCUUCACGCCGAUACCGAGCCCAAGUUCUAAAUUCUCUGCGCGCAAGUAA
This is a messenger RNA of Ceraceosorus bombacis, 933 nucleotides long. Lineage: Eukaryota; Fungi; Basidiomycota; Exobasidiomycetes; Ceraceosorales; Ceraceosoraceae. The record is from the annotation of a GenBank genome assembly.